This is a messenger RNA of Spizellomyces punctatus DAOM BR117, 1945 nucleotides long. RefSeq lists its product as uncharacterized. The record is from RefSeq and is a predicted model, not a curated record. Lineage: Eukaryota; Fungi; Chytridiomycota; Chytridiomycetes; Spizellomycetales; Spizellomycetaceae. The transcript has 6 exons. Gene Ontology annotation, molecular function: hydrolase activity. Gene Ontology annotation, biological process: nucleotide catabolic process. Bases 249 to 1805 code for a protein of 518 amino acids.
CUUUACAACCACAACAAGAUGGGGCCGAGUUUAUACCGCUGGAGACAUUUAUGGAGUCAAUUGCGCGAGACGCGCGGCUUCCAACUUUACGUUCAAGAUAAACUUGCUAGUGGGCUCGUUGGAGAAUUUAGCUGCUGUUGUCAAUCAGGUUUGGACCCUGUGCACUCACGGCGAACUUGUGCUGCCCAACGCUCGCGCUCGCUUCCUACGAGUGCGCAUAUUGUGAUUAUCGUUUCACGACGAGUGGUAUGGGCGUAGACGCGUGGUUAUGCGAAUCAUCAUCUUCCCAUGAUGGCACCAACGUAGACUCGGCGGAUACCGAUAAGGUAACAUUUCUCCACUUCAACGAUGCGUAUAAUAUUGGAAAUAACCAUCUUCCGCGCUUCGCUCACGCCCUAAAACGUGCAAGGGACAAAUACCCAAGUGCGCUAACUGUUUUCAGCGGUGACGCAUUUAGUCCAUCAGUUGAGGCUGCAGUUCUGAAGGGUCGGCACAUGGUUCCCGUGUUGAAUGAACUUCAAGUCGAUAUUGCAUGUUAUGGCAAUCAUGAUUUCGAUUUUGGCGAAGAGGUUUUGCUCGAGCUGAAGCGUGCCUGCAAUUUUCCGUGGCUAAUGUCAAAUGUAGUGGAUUCGACCGGUAGAUUGCUUGCAGAUGCUAAGGAGUAUAUGGUCGUCACACAUCAAGGCUGCAAACUGGGCUUCUUUGCCUUGGCGGGAACCGACUGGUCGUCAAACUGCCAACAUUUGCCGCCGGAUGUACGCAUCGUUGAUCCUGUGGUAACAGCUCAACGGGUAUGCCGCUUGUUGCGUGAUGAGUAUAGAGUAGAUCUCGUCAUAGCCUUGACCCAUAUGCGGUUACUUGAGGACCGAACGGUGGUAGCUGGAUGUAAAGAUAUUGAUCUGAUCUUGGGCGGGCAUGACCAUGAGUACAUGAUUGAUACGACAGAUAAGUGUGUCACGAUCGUGAAAAGCGGCAGCGACUUUUGUGAACUCAGUCUCGUGGGCCUGAAGCUGGAUUCUGAAAUGAUUUGUAUCCUGGAUGUGUCUGUCGAGCGUAUACAUAGUAUGAGCCACCCGAAGGACGAAUCAAUGCAAGCAAUAAUCGCGACAAUUCAAAAGGAGAUGAACGCUAUCACUGACCGAGAGCUACUGUACUGUGACGUCGAACUGGAAUGCCGUUCGGUAGUCGGACGAACGAUGGAGACAAAUAUGGGCAACUUUCUAGCGGACAUUCUGCGUGCGUAUUAUAGCUGUGAUAUCGCAGUGGUGAAUUCGGGUAGCAUCAGAUGCAACAAGAUCAUCCACAAUGGGAAAUUGACCGUCCAAGAUGUGUUUGGCAUUUUACCGUUUGGAAACAUCUUUGUCGUCAAGCGUAUCUCCGGUCGCGACUUGCUCACUGCCCUGGAAAACAGCGUCGGUGACUCUCGAAUGGAUGGCCGAUUUUUGCAGCUCUCCGGACUUCAGAUUAUCGUCGAUUUAUCUCGGCCAGAGGAACAACGGAUUGUCUCCGCAUUUUACUAUACUGAUGGAUUGCGUGAGCCGGUGGAUCCUUCCAAAGAAUACGAUGUUGCGAUGGUCAAUUUUAUUGCGGACGGGUAUGAUGGUUAUGAUGCAUUUUGUAAAUCGGAUCAUGUCAUUGGACCAGAAGCGGGUAUUACCGAAACGGCCAUGUUGAUCGAGACGUUUGAUGUUAGCGGGGACUUUUCUGAAAGAGGCGCACGGGCACGCAACAAGGUAGUAAUAGAGUAUCGUGACGGAUUACCAGUAGUAGCACCAACUUUGGAUAAUCGAAUAGUUUUUACAUAGUAGUACAUUUUAAUUGGGAAUAGCAGUCAUUCCAGCAAUGUUUGUAUAUUUUUGUAUCUGCAAGUGGUGAAAAGGAACGUAGAAUACGAGUUUGGGUUGUAGAUGCAGUAGAAAAAGCUUGUCAAAAUGCAGAUGUUUCC